AUGCUCGACAAGUGGAUAGUCGUCAGAAUUCACACACUCGUGUAUCUUUCAAUCUCAAAUGGAAUAUGCGAGAUCUGCAAAUACAUCAAUGUCCUGGGAAACGGCACGGCUGUUUCAUGUUUGGUCAACCUUAACCAAAAUCUUCUGCCAACCACCCGCCACUCCAAUAAUAAAAAUGGAUUGCUGCCUGUCUUUAUUAAGCUAUGCUUUACACCAUUUGCAUCAAAGCCAAGUAAGCAAUGGGCUUUGCACAGAUUGUUGAGAAAUAGAAGAGACACCACUCAGCUUACCAUCAACAACAUCAAUACAAUGCUCAAGAAAGAUUCUGGUAUGCCUUUCAUUAGUCACUAG
Messenger RNA from Vittaforma corneae ATCC 50505, 351 nucleotides. RefSeq lists its product as uncharacterized. The transcript has a single exon. Lineage: Eukaryota; Fungi; Microsporidia; Nosematidae. The coding region runs from base 1 to 351 and encodes 116 amino acids. The record is from RefSeq and is a predicted model, not a curated record.